AUGGCCGCUGACUCUUCUUCCCCGCAGAAAAAAACCUGCGAGUAUAAAUUCCACACCGAGUUCCAAUCGCACGAGCCCGAAUUUGACUACCUCAAGUCCUUAGAGAUCGAAGAGAAGAUCAACAAGAUAAAAUGGUGCAGGCGACAAAAUGCUUCACACUUCCUCCUCUCCACUAAUGACAAGACGAUAAAGCUGUGGAAAGUGUUUGAUAAAUCGCUGAAGGUGGUCGCGGAAAAUAACCUAUCUCAUGAGCUCACGCCGGCAGGUGUGAUAGGUGGCGGAGCACCACGGCCGCCGCACAUCAGGUUCAAAGAUGCCUCUGCCCUGAAACUGCCGAGGAUGACACACCACGACACCGUCGUUGCCGCAGUUCCUCGGAGGACCUAUGCCAAUGCCCAUGCCUAUCAUAUUAACAGUAUCUCCGUCAAUAGCGACGGGGAGACUUUCAUCAGUAGCGAUGACCUGAGGAUCAAUUUGUGGAAUCUGAAUAUUCAAGACCAGAGCUUCAACAUUGUUGACAUCAAACCAGCGAACAUGGAGGAGUUGACAGAGGUCAUCACCGCAUCAGAGUUCCAUCCUAUCAGCUGUAACUGGUUCAUGUACGCUAGUUCGAAGGGGACCAUCAAGCUGGCCGAUAUGCGACAGCGGGCCCUGUGUGAUGAACACCAGAAACUGUUUGAACAAGAAGAAGAUGCCUCGUCCCGUUCCUUCUUUUCCGAAAUCAUCUCCUCCAUCUCCGACGUCCGUUUCUCUCAUGACGGCCGCUAUAUUCUCUCGCGUGACUAUUUGACCGUGAAGAUCUGGGAUAUCAAUAUGGAAAAGCAACCGAUCAAGACGAUCCCGAUCCACGAACAUCUCCGACCUCGACUCUGCGACACUUACGAAAACGACAGUAUAUUUGACAAAUUUGAGGUGGUGUUCUCGGGCGAUGCCGAGAAUGUCAUGACGGGUAGCUAUAACAACAACUUCAUGAUCUAUCCCACGGACCCGAACAAGGAAACCGAGAUAGUAUUACAGGCAGAUAAGUCCGCGUUCAAGGCCAAGAAGGUUGGCGUCCCAACGCCCAUGAACAAGAGCGGGAAGAGGAACGGAUCGAGAGCCAACAGCCCGGCUGCGGGCUCACGCAUGAGGAAGGAGACGGACGCCGACCAGAUCGAUUUCAACAAGAAGAUCUUGCAUAUGAGCUGGCAUCCAUUCGAGGACAGUAUUGCCAUCGCGGCUACAAACAACCAUUGUAAUGUGCAGGAUAUCUGGUUAUGUUUCGGGGUUUCUGUUGGCGAGAAUGACGAGGACGAUGGCCGAACUCGUCAUGCCUACUAUGAAGGAGGGUGGAUAAUCCAUAUCUUGAACGAGUUGAAGCCGUGUUUGUCACCAUGGGCCCGUAUGCCCAUCUUCUUGACCAGCAGAAAAAGAAUUACAGAAUGGCAGACGAAUGUCUUUUAUGUAUUUUUUUUAAGCUUUUGUACCGUAUCAUGGUCCACAGAGAAUAUGGAGAGGAAUAUAGGUGGGGAAUCCACUUGGAGAGACGAUAAGAAACAAGCAUAUAAUUUUGUCAGCAGGCCCGGGGGCCAAAAAAACGCUAAUGCCCUCGGGGCGCUCCAGUUCCAUGCAGUAUCCAGCCAAUCAGCGCAUGCUUUCAUAGUUGUCGGAAUAACAUGCCUCCGACCCCGUGAGGCCCGUGACGCUAAUGUUCAGAACCGCUGGCACUCCUCUGCAGGAGGCCCGCCAUCGCACCCCGGCAUGGAGCAGCCUCGCCCUCUGGGAUCGUUCGGACAAAACCCUGGUCAGCAAGGCCCCUCGUCGCAACCGACAGGACCAGUCCUACCACCUCCAACUGGACACUCGUUGCCCGGUCUGGCAGAUUUGACUCAAGGACCCGGUGGACCACACCAGCCGCCUCCAUACGGACAACAUCCUCAACCUUCGCAUGGCGCCGGCCAUUCGCUUCCGGGCAUCAGUCAAGCGAUGCAGCAUCCUUCUCCUCAGUUGAACCGCGACCGCGAACGAGACUCGAGGGAGCGCGAAAUGCUGGAGAGACAACGGCAUGAGGAGAUGGCGCACCGGGAACGCGAACAGCGCGAGCGCGAACAACGGGAGCAAAUGGAACGUCAGCAGCGAGAACAGCAGCAUCAUCCGGUUCAGAGUCAUACCGGCUCGAUUCCCAUUCAUCAGCCCGUCGCCUCGAAGGUUCCCAACUCCAUUCACGGGCCCAACGGACUACUCAACAACAUCGGAGCGAGCGCGCCGCCGAACGCGCCGCAGAAUACCAUGCCCUCUGCUGGAGGCCCUGGGGGUCUGUACGGAGCUCAGAUGCAGCAUGGUGAGAAUACACCCCGGCCCUAUAUGCAGCAUACCCAAGGGCCUCCUUCCCAGCCGAUGAUGGGAUACAAUAGCUCUGCGCCCCAGCAAAUCCCGGGUAACGUGGCGGCUCUAGCUCAGGGACAGCAGCCAAUCUUGAAUAUCGCUGGGAGUCCUAAUUCAGUUGCUAUCAAAAUGCCUGUUACUUGCUGGCGUGAUGCCUAUCGAGAUGCGUAUGCUAUACCGGAUGAGAAGCUAAUGCAGCGAUUUGUUUUCCAGGAUGCGCUCAGUUACCUUGACCAGGUCAAGGUGCGGUUUGUCGACCAGCCCGAUGUCUACAACCGCUUCCUUGAUAUAAUGAAGGACUUUAAGAGCCAGGCGAUCGACACUCCCGGAGUGAUUCAGCGUGUUUCUACUCUCUUUAAUGGUCACCCUGCGCUUAUCCAGGGCUUCAACACGUUCCUGCCACCGGGAUACCGGAUCGAGUGCGGAACCGAAGAUAAUCCUGAUGCAAUUCGUGUUACGACGCCCUCUGGCACGAAUACGCUCUCGAUGUCACGGGGACGCCCUUCGAUGGAAUCCUCUGGCGAAGCGGGCCCGUCCAGUGGACUCGCGCCACCGGGACGCCCCGAUUACUAUGAUCAGUCUCGAGGUGGCUGGCAACAAGCACAGCACCAGCAACAGGGUGGUAUUACUGGGUCCUAUUCGCCUAGCAACCGUGUGAUGGGUGCAGGCAUGUAUGGGCAGCAAGCUGGCCAAAGUCAACCCCAGGACCAUCACUAUGACUAUCAGAACCAGCAAGAGCAGCAUGCUCCCUCGAACGCCGCUGGCCUUGCUCAUCAGCAGGAACAGCGGGGAGUUUCGCAACUGCAGAACGCCGCCUCAGCUGCAUCAGGGCGGCCUUCGAUGUUGCAAGCAUCUUCGGGAGCUGCCCCCGCGCCUGGCCAGCCCAUGAGUAACCUAGCGGGAGUGGGCUCGGGUGUCUUGCAGGGCUCGCAGCCAGAUGUGAGCAAGCGCGGCCCAGUGGAGUUCAACCACGCAAUCAGCUAUGUCAAUAAGAUCAAGACCUAUCAGCGCGAGUCCAAGCCUAUCCAGGAUGUGUAUGCUCAAGUCACUCAGCUCUUUAACACUGCUCCAGACCUCUUGGAGGACUUCAAGCAGUUCUUACCAGAGUCCGCCGCUCAAGCCAAGCAGCAAGGACAGCCUGGCCGGCCCUCAGUUGAUGAGGCUGCUCCUGUGAGCAACGUUCGUGGGGAGCCUUCUUAUGCCUCGGCUGCUGCUCAGUCUCAGACACCUAAUCGUGAUGUCAAAAUGCCCCCUCUUGGUCAAUUCAAUGUCAAGGAUUCUGGUAAGGAAAGCAAAAAGCGACGAGGAGGACCAGGCACCACAAACGUGGUGGGUGCUCCAGUUUCGGGGCCUUCGACCACUGUUGAGACAGCUAGAACGACUGAUAUGCAGUCCAAUCGUGCGCCGAGCGUCCAAGCUGGGGGUGUGAACAAGAGGGCCAAGGUUCAUCAUACAAAGCCGACACAGGGAGACACUCAGCCGAUUUCGCCUACCCUUGUCCCUGCAUUGCCUGAACCAAUUCCUCCGACCUUCUCUCUCACACCCAAUCAGGAAGAGUUUGCUUUCUUUGACCGUGUGAAGAAAUUCAUCGGUAAUAAGCAAACAUUCAACGAGUUCCUUAAGCUUUGCAAUCUUUACUCGACUGAUCUCAUCGACCGGAAUGUACUUGUGAAGCGAGCUGCUGGGUUCAUCGGUUCAAACCCCGAGCUCAUGUCUUGGUUCAAGCGUUUCAUGCAUAUUGAGGAACCAGAGGACAAGGUCAUCGACCUGAAGCCAAAGCAGGAGUCUGGCGUGGUGAAUCUUUCUCACUGCCGCUCUCUUGGUCCAAGCUAUCGCCUGCUGCCAAAGCGUGAGCGGCAGAAGCCUUGCAGUGGUCGCGAUCAGUUGUGCUACAGCGUGCUUAAUGACGAAUGGGCAUCCCAUCCGACUUGGGAGUCUGAGGAUUCUGGCUUUGUUGCGCAUCGCAAAAACCAGUAUGAAGAUGCUCUCCAUCGGAUUGAGGAGGACCGACAUGAUUAUGACCAUCAUAUCGAGGCCUGUACCCGGACCAUCCAGCUCAUUGAACCGAUUGUCCAGCAGUUUACUGUCAUGUCAGAGGCUGAACGGGCUAAUUUCAAGCUUCCUCCUGGACUUGGUGGUCAGAGCGAAUCCAUCUACAAGCGCGUGAUCAAGAAGGUGUACGACCGUACUCGGGGCGAGAAGAUCAUCCAUGAUAUGUUUGAGCGGCCAUGUCAUGUUUUGCCUAUCAUCUUGUUCCGCUUGAAGCAAAAGUGUGAGGAAUGGAAGGCCAGCCAGCGCGAAUGGGAUAAGGUCUGGCGUGAGCAGAUGCAGAAGGCUUUCUGGCGCAGCCUGGACCAUCAGGCGAUCACGAACAAGGGCGCCGAUAAGAAGUUGUUUGCAGCCAAGCACAUCCAGAGUGAGAUUCAGGCCAAGUUCGAGGAAAGCAGGAAUAUCCGCAAGAGCGGUUACCAGGUCCCUAAGCAUCAGUUCGAGUUUGAAUUCACGGACCCAGGCGUCAUCGUUGACGCGACUCAUCUGCUGCUGACCUAUAUUGACCGCAAUUCGGCCGGGUUUGGUACCGAUCCUCAGAGGGUGAUGGCAUUCAUCAAAGACUUUGUCCCGAUCUUCUUCGGCAUGGACCGCGACACCUUCCACAUGUACAUGAAUGAAGCCUCCAGUCCAACCGAUGAAGUCGACGAUGAGAGUGUGGCCGAAGAUGCUUCCACUACGCGCAGCCGCCGGCCUCUGACGAACAAGAAGCUGGAUCUGCUUCGUGAUGUGCUUGAGCGUCGGGGGGAGAAGAGUACUCGUGGCGACAAGGAAGGCAGUGCUGCUCCAGCCAGUCGUGACGCUACUCCCGAUGCGGUCCUUGUGCCAUCAACUCCUAUCCCGGACCCUACCGAACCAUUCGAUGUCGCUGAGCUCAAAUGGAUGGAACAUCCGGGACAGGGCAACUUCAAUAUGCAGCAAGAGUACACACUCAACCAGGCCUAUGAGAAGAAGGUGCACCAUCUGUAUUGCAACCUCACUAUCUACUGCUUCUUCCGCACCUUCGAGAUUCUAUACAGCCGCCUCCUCAAAAUCAAAUUACAUGAAGACGCUGCUCGUGAGGACGUUCGUCGUGCUCUCCUUCCAAAGGCGGCUCACGAUCUUGGCCUGAUCGACAAACUGCCAACCGACUUCUUCUACGACUGCGACCCCAAGGCCAACCUCUACCAGCAGAUCGUCCGCAUGUGCGAGGAGGUUGUCAAAGGGGAUCUGGAGAUGUCUCAUCUCGAAGAGACGUUGCGUCGCUAUUACCUGAAGAGCGGAUACCAACUUUAUAACCUGGACAGGAUGCUCGGCGGUAUCGCGCGAUUCGCUGGCGGCGUCUUCAACAGUGAUCCGAAGGACCGCAGUGCAGACAUUAUCAAUCUCUUCUUCAAGGAGCGCGACCGAGAGGAGACCACGCACAACCAGGAAAUCCAGUACCGCAAGCAGGUUGAGAGACUCGUCAAGGAGGGCGAUAUCUACCGUAUUACUUACAACCCUAGCACGCAGAAGGUGUUUGUCCAACUGAUGACUGCCGAAGACAGCACCCUCGAGAAUGAGGAGUUGAGCCAGGAGGCGCGCUGGUCGUAUUACGUUUCCGCCUACACCAUGCGCGACCCGACGGAGGGAGUGCCCUUCUCGCGGAUGCGGAUGCCUUUCCUCAAACGGAACCUGCCGCCGAAGAUGGAACGGGAUGAGGAGUACGAGCGGUACUACCGCCGUCUGGUCAGCCACGAUGGCCUGGUCAUCCGUAUCUGCGCGAACAGCUACCACAUCCUGUACGAGCCCGGUAGUUACGAUUGGUGGUGGCGCCCGGCGGCCGCGAACAAGGAGGAAGCGGAGGAGAAGGCCAAGGAGGAGGCCGCGGUCAAGGAGCGCCGUCACGACCGGUUCCGGGAGAAGUUCGUCAACAACCCCGUCUGGGCUCAUGGGCUCAGCAAGGAUGAGGUGGACGAGUGCAACCAUCGGUUCCGAUCGUGGGUCAAGGGCUCUGAGCCGGAAAGCACCAAGGCUGCGGAGAGCUCCACAGAAGCGCCGGCCAAGGACAAGGACGAUGCGGUGAUGGUGGAUGCUGAGCCUGCACCCCAGGCCCAGGAGUAA
Molecule: messenger RNA, 6495 nt
Organism: Rasamsonia emersonii CBS 393.64
Lineage: Eukaryota; Fungi; Ascomycota; Eurotiomycetes; Eurotiales; Trichocomaceae
Product: Transcription factor (Sin3)
Exons: 17
Coding region: 1-6495 (2164 amino acids)
Biological process (GO): peptidyl-serine dephosphorylation; regulation of DNA-templated transcription
Cellular component (GO): cytosol; protein phosphatase type 2A complex
Molecular function (GO): protein binding; protein phosphatase regulator activity
Source: RefSeq, a predicted model, not a curated record